GUUGAACGGGAAAUAGCUAUUAUGAAAUUGAUAGAUCACCCACACGUUCUAGGCUUAACAGACGUUUACGAAAAUAAAAAAUACCUUUACUUGGUACUAGAGCAUGUGUCGGGUGGAGAACUGUUUGAUUAUCUAGUGAAAAAAGGCCGACUUACCCCCAAGGAAGCUAGACGAUUUUUUAGGCAAAUUAUUUCAGCUUUGGACUUCUGUCAUAGUCAUUCCAUAUGCCACAGAGAUCUGAAGCCAGAGAACUUACUUUUAGACGAAAAGAAUAAUAUUAAGAUAGCUGAUUUUGGAAUGGCUUCGUUACAACCCAUGGGUUCUAUGCUAGAAACCAGUUGCGGAUCACCUCAUUACGCUUGUCCAGAAGUGAUCAGGGGCGAAAAGUACGACGGUCGGAAAGCAGACGUAUGGUCUUGCGGAGUGAUACUCUACGCUCUCCUAGUAGGUGCUUUGCCCUUUGAUGAUGACAAUCUGCGGCAGUUACUGGAGAAGGUGAAAAGAGGCGUAUUUCACAUCCCCCAUUUUGUCCCACCUGACUGUCAAAGUCUACUCAGGGGAAUGAUUGAGGUCAAUCCAGAAAAAAGACUAACGGUGAGUGUUUGCUUUGAAUAA
Molecule: messenger RNA, 615 nt
Organism: Acanthoscelides obtectus
Lineage: Eukaryota; Metazoa; Arthropoda; Insecta; Coleoptera; Chrysomelidae
Source: the annotation of a GenBank genome assembly